This is a messenger RNA of Sceloporus undulatus (fence lizard), 1840 nucleotides long. It is a transcript of the gene DDOST, whose product is annotated as dolichyl-diphosphooligosaccharide--protein glycosyltransferase non-catalytic subunit. Lineage: Eukaryota; Metazoa; Chordata; Lepidosauria; Squamata; Phrynosomatidae. Bases 280 to 1590 code for a protein of 436 amino acids. The record is from RefSeq and is a predicted model, not a curated record. The transcript is spliced from 11 exons. Gene Ontology annotation, cellular component: endoplasmic reticulum membrane; oligosaccharyltransferase complex.
GGUACCCGUUGCCAAGCAACGCAGACCGAGGCCUACGCCAGGAGGCGGGGAAGCCAGCCCAAAGGGCCAGAGCUGGCCGCCUCCUAUUGGCCAGCGCCAGCCCGGGUGCGCGCGCAACGCUCCGCGGCAGCGUCUGCAUCUGCUUCUGAUUGGCUGGAUGUCGGCUCCCGCCCCGCCCCCUCGAGUCAGAGGCGCUCGCUGAUUGGAGGGGGCUAUAGAGGGCCCUCCCCCCGGUCGCCCUGGCUUGGAAGCAGCAGCAGCAGCAGGAGGAGGAACAAGAUGGCGGCUCCCGCGGCAGUACUUUUGGCGGCGCUGGCUCUGGCUCUGGGUCUGGCCGAAGGCGGCGGAGGGACCCGGACGCUGGUGCUGCUGGAGAACCUGACUCUCAGGGACACCCACUCGCUCUUCCUCCGGAGCCUCGCAGAGCGGGGCUUCGACCUGACCUUCCGGACGGCGGACGAUCCGGGCCUCUCUCUCAUUAAAUACGGGGAGUUCCUCUAUGACAACCUGGUCAUCUUUUCCCCGUCCGUUGAAGAUUUCGGAGGCAGCAUCAACGUGGAGACCAUUUCUGCUUUUAUCGACGGCGGCGGAAACGUCCUGGUGGCAGCCAGUUCGGAUAUUGGCGACCCUCUUCGGGAGCUGGGAAGUGAAUGUGGGAUUGAAUUUGACGAGGAGAAAACAGCCGUCAUUGACCAUCACAACUAUGAUGUCUCUGAUCUGGGCCAGCACACUCUCAUUGUGGCAGACUCAGAGAACCUCUUGAAGGCACCGACGAUUGUGGGCAAGAGGCCGCUGAACCCCGUCCUCUUCCGGGGAGUUGGGAUGGUGGCUGACCCUGACAAUCCCCUGGUUCUCGACAUCCUGACUGGCUCUUCUACCUCAUAUUCCUUCUUUCCCGACAAACCCAUCACACAGUACCCUCAUGCCGUUGGGAAGAACACCCUCCUGAUCGCUGGCCUCCAGGCCCGGAAUAACGCCCGCAUCAUCUUCAGUGGCUCCCUGGACUUCUUCAGCGAUGCCUUCUUCAACUCGGCUGUGCAGAAGGCAACCCCUGGCUCCCAGAGGUACUCCCAGACCGGCAACUAUGAGCUGGCUCUGGCCUUGUCCCGCUGGGUGUUCAAGGAGGAGGGCGUCCUCCGCGUGGGAGAGGUGUCCCACCACCGCGUGGGAGAGACGGAGCCCCCCAGCGCCUACACUGUCACUGACCUCGUGGAGUACAGCGUCGUCAUCGAGAAGCUCUCAGAGGGGAAGUGGGUCCCCUUUGACGGCGACGACAUCCAGCUGGAGUUUGUCCGCAUCGACCCAUUUGUGAGGACUUUCCUGAAGAGGAACGGAGGCAAAUACAGCGUCCAGUUCAAGCUGCCCGACGUCUACGGAGUGUUCCAGUUCAAAGUGGAUUACAACCGGCUGGGCUACACCCACCUCUACUCCUCUACGCAGGUGUCCGUCCGUCCCCUGCAGCACACGCAGUACGAGCGCUUCAUCCCCUCGGCCUAUCCGUACUACGCCAGCGCCUUCUCCAUGAUGGUGGGCCUCUUCCUCUUCAGCAUUGUCUUCCUCCACAUGAAAGAGAAGGAGAAGUCGGACUGAGGGGGGAUGAGCCUGGGAGCCCGAAGGAGAUUCCCCACUUGCUGUGGGCAGGAGCUGCUCCUGGGACCACGGAGCCAGGCCUUCUGGGCCAGACCCCCUCAGGACCUGGGGGGCGGUUGGGGGAGUGAAGCAUGGACUUUUGGGGGAUGCUGCCCUGUUGGCAAUGCUGCUGAGACGUCUGUGCUGCCACCGUCUUUCAUUCUGGGUCUUUCUCUCAUUUUCCUCCAAAUAAAGAGGUGACUCCCCUUCA